This is a messenger RNA of Zingiber officinale, 898 nucleotides long. RefSeq names its product mannose-specific lectin 3-like. The transcript has a single exon. Lineage: Eukaryota; Viridiplantae; Streptophyta; Magnoliopsida; Zingiberales; Zingiberaceae. The coding region runs from base 18 to 785 and encodes 255 amino acids. The record is from RefSeq and is a predicted model, not a curated record.
UCCUUCUGUUUGACAAAAUGCAAGCCCUAGCUUUUCUCGUCAUUGCGUCCGCCGUUCUGUAUCAUCUCGCUGCCCUUUCCUCAGCCAACGAGGGCAACGUCCUCCUCACCGGAGACGUCCUGCCCACCGACGGCCAGCUCUCCUACGGCCGCAACGCCUUCGUCAUGCAAGGCGACUGCAACCUCGUCCUCUACAAAUUCCGCGGCGGCUUCCAGUCGGACACCCACGGCAAAGGAGCAAACUGCACGCUCUCGCUCAGCAACCACGGCGCGCUGAUCAUCACCAGCGCCGGAGCUACGGUGUGGAGCUCUCCUGGUUCUAAGAAGGGCAAGUACGCGGCCGUGCUCCGGCCUGACGGGGAGGUGGCCGUCUACGGCCCGGCUUUGUGGACGACGUCGGAUUCGAACGUCAACACCUCGAGCGAGGAGGUGGCCCCGUUAGAGGCCUUGGCCCCGGUGAGGAACUUGCUGUUCUCGGGCCAGAGUAUAAGCGUGGGGGUGGAGCUGGCCAGCAGGGAUUACACGUUCAGGGUGGAAGCGGACUGCAAUCUGGUGCUGAACAAGGCAGGGACUGGCACGGUCUGGCAGAGCGCGACGCCAGGGCGAGGUGCCCAUUGCUUUGCCAGGCUUGACCACAGGGGGCAGCUCGCCGUCGUCGGCGACCACUACCUCAAGGUGGUGUGGAGCAGCAAUAGCACGGCUGGGGAGGGAGAUUACGUGCUCAUUCUCCAAAUCAACGGGCAGGCGGUGGUGUACGGCCCUGUGUUGUGGUCAACUAGCACGUAACUGGUUGCCUACGCGACAGUUGAAGAUGAAGUCUUUUGUUUUGUUUUCUUUCUUCCAUGGAAGAAGAAGCUCUGUUUUAAGAAUAUCAAUAUCCAUGAAUAUCUAUCUUUUAG